UUCGGCCGAACCGACAUCGACGACGACGACAUUAUAUUGCCGUUGCGGCAGUGUUGCGUGAUUCGCCCUUCAACUCUCAGCACCUUGUUACGAUUCUAUGCUGAACCGCAAUCACUCACUAAAACCCUUCACGCGUCGUUAUCCAAAGAUCCGGUCGCGCCGAUUUUGGCUUACAAGCACUACGUUGCCAUAGAAAGACGAUUAGGCAAAUUGAUGUCCUUCUUAUUGGAGUGCUUCAAGCAGAAACCCUUCGAGAAAAUAGUGCUCACCGAAUAUCAUAAUAAAAAAGUGGCAGAGGGAAACGUCGAAGAAGAAGAGAAAAGCGAAGAAGACACCGGUGAUAGGAAGGAAGAGAAGCGAACGCAAUAG
Molecule: messenger RNA, 369 nt
Organism: Ostertagia ostertagi
Lineage: Eukaryota; Metazoa; Nematoda; Chromadorea; Rhabditida; Trichostrongylidae
Source: the annotation of a GenBank genome assembly